Aureobasidium musti is the source of this 300-nucleotide messenger RNA. Lineage: Eukaryota; Fungi; Ascomycota; Dothideomycetes; Dothideales; Saccotheciaceae. The record is from the annotation of a GenBank genome assembly.
CUCAAGACCAACCAGAGGCAAGCAGCUCAUCGAGCGCUCAACCCACCACAUCAGUCUGCGCUCAGUGCAAAAAGCCAGAAGAAGACCCGGAAGAAAAAACCACUCAAGGCCUGUACCGCCUGCAAAUCUGUCUUCUACUGCUCGCGAGAGUGCACAAAAGCACACUACAAAGCACACAAGAAGGAAUGCGCAAAACUGGCUCAAGAAUACUCCAAGACUGCUGUUUUCAAGCCCGUAGUGAGAAGCUCAGCACCGAAGGAAGGUCAUAAGGGUGGAUUGCAGAAGUGGCAGUUCGACACU